Peniophora sp. CBMAI 1063 is the source of this 2511-nucleotide messenger RNA. NCBI's taxonomy places the organism in Eukaryota, Fungi, Basidiomycota, Agaricomycetes, Russulales, Peniophoraceae. The record is from the annotation of a GenBank genome assembly.
AUGCAAGCUCCCACACAGGCUCCUGGAUCUGCGCCAGUCCCGACAGGUCGUGAGCAUCAAGUGCCAGUUACACCCGGAGGCCCCGCUCAGCUGUAUCCCACAGCCCUGCCGGGUGCGCAGAUCAACUGGCAAGGCGGGUACCCCGUCGAUAUGAGCGCCGUGCGGCAUCUAGUUGCUGGCGGGCGGGCAGGAGGGCCCGAAGCUCCGAGAGUAAGCGCGCUGGGUGCGGGUGUCGCUGCUUUGCAUCAGGUCUAUAGCAACCAAGGCCUGCAACCUGCCGGCGCUGGCGCCGCCGGUUAUGCACCUUAUCACAUCCCUGCACCUCCGCUUCCUGGUGCCAUGGGUCCUCCGCCGCCUGUCUCAACUGUCAUGGGCCUUGAUGUAGGGGUGCCGCCUGCAUAUGCCAAUCCCUACGCAAACCACGCGGCUGCUAUACGGGCUCAAACCGACCCAUUUGUUCCGCGCACCAUCACCGAAAAGGCAUCUAUCACCUAUGGGUACACGGCUGCUCAUGGACUCUAUGACGAGCUAUCUCGCUUGUACUUCAGACAGGCAUCUGCUACUGCAGAUGCUGUUACCGUCAAGUUCAAGCUUUUCAGCUAUGAUGCAAAUGGCAAAGCGAAGGCUCUCGGUCCAGCUCAGACCUUCAGCGGCGUCAAGGUCAACAUCGACUCUGAUAGUCUCAAGUUCGUCGCUUGGGCCGGUCUGCGGCCUUUAUUCAUCGAGAAAUUCUUUGGCGCCGACCUCCGCCUUAAUGACAUCCUUCAGCUUCAAUUCAAAAGUGGUGCCGCUAUACCAUCGGGUACACCUCAAUGCAUACGCUCGGCAUUUGUGCACAACCGUAACGCCAAGAGGGAGAUGCGCCUUACGAUCACUUCGUCAUCUUCUGUAGAUGUCCAUGUCCUUGUUACUCGCAGCCAUUACCAGGUUGCCGAAGCGCACAUGGAGAUGGUUAUAGACUGGGAUGUAGGCGCAGAUGACGAAAAAUUGAAGGCCUAUGGUGAGCAGAAAUGGAUCGAACGUUGCCAAGCACAGGCUAGCGCGGCUGAGGCAGUUGCGGCCGCGGCUCCGACUUCCAAUGGGGUAUACGUGCGUAAUGAUGUACGCACUGCACCAGCUCCAAUGGCGGCUCCUGCGACACCAGACACCCCCGCACCUAGUUUGCACCGUACACCUGACACAGCCCAGCAGCCUAGUCAACCUAGUAGCCGCUCGUACUCGCAGGAUUUUGGCGGCAAUACUUCGCGCAGCGAGCAGUUCCUGGACGGCACCGUGGGCUCUGCAAAUGCGGUACCCCUCUGGACUACUAAGGAGAUGCUCUACCAGUCCUUGGAGAAGCAGGGAGAGCUUGAUGCGGUGCAAACCGGGACUUGGUGUACGCUGUUAUCUGCAGAUCUUCCCAGUCGUGCUCGUCACUCACAGAUUAUCAAGGAACUGAGUGCCGCGGAUUUCAAGCCGCAAGCGGAUGUCAUCGUGACUGCUGGCUCUAUCCACUUCGACGAUAAGCCCAGGAAUGCCGAUGUCAUGUUUGGGUCGUUCAAGAUUGCGCAGGUUGCUCACAUAGUUGAGGGAACUCCUUUCCUCCCACGCCCGGGUCGCCGUUCGGACCAGACAGCAGUCUGCUUGAAGCGCGUAUUCACGAUGGGCGACAACACGCGUAUUCUUUUAGACGCUGCAGGCCAGGUGCAGAAGCUGGAUUCGGAGCAGAACACCUUGGUUUGGGCGGUCGCCGCGCACAACCGUUCUGUUCAGGAGCUGACAAACCUCCAUAAGCGCGGCUUUAAGAACAUCAUCGGGCAGUAUGCAGCUGUGCGCUUCGUUGAUGCGGCCUUGGCGCGUCUUGCGACACCCCUCAAGGCGUACACUGUGUUCAUGGUUGAAGAGUACAUCUCUCCUCCCGAUCAAGGCCAUUUCCGGAAGUACCUGGACAACCGAACUGGCGCUAUCUCUGAGAACCUCAAUGCACGCGAUCGCAAUAUGGCCAAGUACCUGUCAUGUCUACAACACGUCCAGUACCUUGGCAGUGACCGCACUCUCUUUGUAGCCGACUAUCAAGGCGGUGCAACUCUGCUCACUGAUCCGCAGAUAAUAUCUGAUCCUGACUUCCGCGAGAAGCACAACAUCUGCCCGUUCAGUGAUGGCAACGUCCCUACCCUUUUCCAGGAGUUCCCGACCACGCAUGUCUGUCUCCGCUACUGCAAGCACUACAAGUUAGAGCCUCUCACUGCGCCCUCGUCAGCUCGCACCGAAAGCGCCCCUCGCUCGGCUGGCAUAGGGUCGACAACCACGACUAGCAGAGAUGCCAUUGUUGGCGCAUCCGCGUCAGCAUCUCGCGGGUCAGCAUCUCGCGGAGGCGCUGGUAUCGGUCCCACCACGGAAAUUGAUCCCCAGCCGGCGCAUCACUCCCAGUCGACUCAGCCUACCAGUGGCAAGCGAUUGCGAUCUCAUUCUAGGGCGUCAGCGGUACAGUCCGAAACGCGCUCGCGGCGCCGGAUGGGAAGUCAAGGAUAA